Messenger RNA from Penicillium concentricum, 510 nucleotides. RefSeq lists its product as uncharacterized. The coding region runs from base 1 to 510 and encodes 169 amino acids. The transcript has a single exon. NCBI's taxonomy places the organism in Eukaryota, Fungi, Ascomycota, Eurotiomycetes, Eurotiales, Aspergillaceae. The record is from RefSeq and is a predicted model, not a curated record.
AUGUCGCAUUACCCACAUCCCGCGGCCCGGAUGAAUAGCAUCGAGUACUUGGAAGAGCAGCUCCAGAUCCUGCAGAUCCCGAUCGACCAAGCGAUGCGGCUAAACCGGCAGGCCAUGGCCAAGAUACGGGAGGGGAGUAAAACCGUCGAAUUUCGACGCUGCCAGAGUUGUCCGCUCUUAGUGGUGACCAUGAUCGAAAUAAUACGGGCUGGCGACAAAGUCGGAGUGAUGGGUCGAGUCCCGGAUCGGCCCUUAGCGGCGGUUCAGACCCUCCGCUUUCCCAGUUUGGGUGUCUUGAAUUCGAUCCAGAUGAACAAGAAAUGUUCCGAGUUGCGAUGGUGCGGCAUGAUUUGCGACGGUGUGUCGAAACCAUCCAGUAUUGUAGUCAAGAGAUUCUCCAACAACAGAUACCGGCCACGAGUCUGCGUGGUGGAUGCGGACCUCACGGUGGAGUACCUCCACCGAGAAGGCCAUCGAAUAAUGUACACACCCAGUGGUACAAGGAGAUGA